This is a messenger RNA of Meira miltonrushii, 1276 nucleotides long. RefSeq lists its product as uncharacterized. Gene Ontology annotation, cellular component: endoplasmic reticulum membrane. The record is from RefSeq and is a predicted model, not a curated record. Lineage: Eukaryota; Fungi; Basidiomycota; Exobasidiomycetes; Exobasidiales; Brachybasidiaceae. Gene Ontology annotation, molecular function: fatty acid elongase activity. Bases 1 to 1122 code for a protein of 373 amino acids. Gene Ontology annotation, biological process: fatty acid elongation, monounsaturated fatty acid; sphingolipid biosynthetic process; fatty acid elongation, polyunsaturated fatty acid. The transcript has 2 exons.
AUGACUUACCCAUUGGACAAAGUGGGCACAAAAGUGUCAAAUUUGCUCCACUAUCAACCUUAUCCGGCUUACCCUUUCAAAGAUACCGUUUUGGCACACGUGUUUCCCAAAACAUUCUUUGAUUGGUCACUUCAAUUAGCCGUCCCAGUCACUUUCGCUUUGCUUUACUAUACAAUCGCACAUUCUGCCAAUCAUUUCCAGAGUGGAUUCGAUCAUACAAAAGGUGACUCUUUCAAGGCAAAAGUGUUGAGAGCGGUCGUGAUCCUUCACAAUGCCGGCCUUUGCCUUUACAGCUUUUUCACUUUCUUCAUGUCAGCUCCAGUCGCUUUGGACUUGUUUGCUCAAGGUUGGAGAGCAGCAGGACAUGAAGGUUUAAAGUUAGCAUUAUGCUCUAUACCCGCAACAAACAGUUUGAUCGGUAGAUGGAGUUAUAUCUUUUAUCUUUCAAAGUAUUACGAAGUGAUGGAUUCGAUCAUUUUGUAUCUCAAAGGCAAGAAGAUUGGAAAUUUGCAAUCUUAUCAUCAUGCCGGUGCUUUGUUUAGCAUGUGGAUCGCAUACAGAUUACAAGCUCAAGCCGUUUGGGUGUUUGUCGUUUUCAAUUCGGGUGUGCAUACGUUCAUGUAUGCUUAUUAUUUCUGUGCCGCUCUCAAAUUACCAUUCCCAAAAACGUUGAAGAGAAAUUUGACAACUUUGCAAAUCUUACAAAUCGCAAGCGGUACAUUGUUGGUGAACUUGUACUAUUUCCUCAAAUUGGACCCAGUCUAUGUUUAUGGUCAAUUAUUGGGAAGUGCCACUGCACAAUCCGGUUUCAGUAAAGCACUAUUUGGAUCGUCAAAGAGUGCUUUGACUGCAUCUGCAGCAGGACAAUCUUUGAUGCAAUUGAGCACAUACGCACAAGCAAGAGCAACAUUCCCUGCAAGUCAACGUGAUAGUUGUAUAGAAACAACUGGUUCGGCUGUUGCAAUCCUUGGUAAUACGUUGUACAUGGGACCUCUUUUGGUCUUGUUUGCCAACUUUUUCAUCUCGAGUUAUUUCAAGCAACAACAACAAAGCAAAGCAAACGGCUUCGCUAAGGGUAAACAACAAAACGGUAAUGGCAAAGCCGUUAAUGGUAAGCACUAGAUGCGCUUCUUGAACAUCAAAUGAAUCGUACCGUCGUUAUAUUUCUUUAAAAUCAUAAUUUUCUUUUGAUACCUGUAAUCACAGAGGAUGUGGUACUUGUAUACCAUCUUUUCUUGCUAUAAUGGAAUAAUUGAAUCAAUCGACAAGCAUUACC